Macrosiphum euphorbiae (potato aphid) is the source of this 1755-nucleotide messenger RNA. The record is from the annotation of a GenBank genome assembly. NCBI's taxonomy places the organism in Eukaryota, Metazoa, Arthropoda, Insecta, Hemiptera, Aphididae.
AUGUUGGACCUUUCAAAAAAUGAAUCAAUUGCGGAAACGUCUGUACGUAAAUAUCAAGAUGAUAGUGAUUUUGCUGAAGCAUUUAAAAAUUUACUACGACCUGUCGAUACACUCGCAAAGAAAAAACAUAACGAACCUCUUAAAUAUGAUCUUAUCAAGGAACUGGAUUCGUUUUUGAUUCACUUGAGAGUAGAUACUGAUCUAGGAGGUUCCUUAGUAUUUGUAGAAGCUGCAUUAAUGAUUCAAAAUGUCAUACUUAUUUAUCAAAAAAGAGUUGAUGAAUUAAUUGAUGUCAUGAUGAAACUUAUUGGGAAAUUCCGAGCUUACCGAAUAAAUGACAAUAUUGAUAUAGAUUUUGAUACAGAGAACGAAGUAGGAAAUAAAAAAAAAAAGAAAGAAAAAAAGGUAAAAUUUUAUUCUUCUUUUGAACCAAUUAAAGAACACACCAUUGGAACACUGAAAAAAUAUGACUGCAAAGUAAUAAAUUUAAGUAAAAAACCACCAGUACAAAAAAUUGUACUCAAUGCUAAUAUAAAAGUAGAUAACAAGUACAGUAAAAUAUUGCCUUAUAUCUGUAUUGGAAAUGGAGAUAAUAUUGGAAAGAAAUAUGACUAUAUGAUAAAUUUUCCUCUAAAUCGUGAUUUGGCUGUAAAUGAGGAAUUUGAUUGUCCCACUAAUGAAGAUCCAAAUUCUGCAACUCCUCUCAAUUAUCGAAAAAGCACUGACCCACUACCAAUGAAUUUAAUGGAAGUUGAUGAUGACAUCGAUGAAGUAUUUCCAAGUACUCCCGACCCAGUAAUUUUUGAUCAGACAGUUAAUGAAGAAAUUCGUGCCACUAAUGCAGUUGCAAUGUUACCAGAUCUAGGAAAUGUAUUGAAUGUUAGCCAAGUACCACAAAAUACUGAAGAUAUAUGGGAUCCAAUUUCAAAUUCUAAUGAUAAUAAUUUUGCAGACAAACCUUUAGUGAAGAAAAAAGGAUCUAAAAAAGAAGAUAGUGGAAUCUGGUUACCAACAUAUACUGUAGCAGAAUUAACAUGUCAAUUGUUUAAAUUAAAAUCUGGUUUAUAUGUUGAUAAUGUAUUUCGACAACUUAUCCAUGAUGCACUGGAAGUUCAAAGAUCUGAAAUAGCUAAACUUAAAAAAAAACGCAUGAUAGAGGAAGAAAAAGAACGAUUUGACUAUCAUGAUAAGGAAAUUGAAGAAAAAUUGAAAAAUGGUGAUGAACCAGGAUUUAUAGGCUUUGAAAGUCCAAUUCAUGAUGACAAUGAUUUAUUCGGAAAUGUUGACGAACCGGAAAAUGAAGAACCGAUGGAGGACGCCAAUAUUGAUAAUUUCCAAUCAUAUCAGAAAAAUGCAAUAGAUAUGCAGAAACAUGAACAAAAUCAAAUUGAAAUGAUGAAUGAACAACUAAAAAUGCGACAACGAGUACAGGAAUGGCAUAAUAACCUGCGUCCAAUUUUAGAAGAAGAAGAAAAAAGAAUAGAAUUUGAUGUACAUGAAUAUGGAACACGUAUACUGAGCUGCUUUGAAUUUAUCGGUGAAAAAAAAUUAUUUGGAGAAUUAGUUGGUGGACUAGACAAAGAAGAAGUUGCUCGAUAUUUUUUGUCUUUAUUAAUGAUGGUUAACACUUAUAAUUUGGAAAUAUCAAAUGACAUUGCCGAGAACGAUAUAUCAAUUACACUUUUAAAGAAGGAAAGACAUCAUGAAGAACUUCAAGUUAAUAUUGGUAAUCAAGUGAAUCAAGAACAAAAUUGA